AUGGGACGUCGAGACCGUCUCAUCAGCGCGUCUAUAUUACGCGCCAUCUUCAGAUCAGAUUCGCCUCGUAAGGAUGAAAGCGCGCGCUUGGGUCUAUUUGCGCGCAUCUAUGCCUUCUUCGCUGUCUUCAGUCUGACUCUCGCUCGUUAUCGCGCAUCUCUGUUCAAGAAACUGAGGAAUGACACGUGGGAGAUUGAAGAGGAAGGGUACAUCGAGAGCUUCCGCCCAAGCAAGAGCAAACGGACCGAUCUGAUCGCCAUUGGGGACCUGGGUUACUCAGGCUCGACAUUCUUCACGACACCUAAUUCUAAGUACCUGAUCAAGUCCCUGCCGCGCAAGUUUGAGCAAUCCUUCUUCCGUGAUCGCCUCCUCGAGCCCUAUGUCGAACAUAUGGAGCUGAAUGAGGACUCCCUCCUCGUCCGCAUAACCGACCUCCUCUACUGUCCUACAGCUACCGUCGGAGCCGCUGUAGGCACCGCGCCGAGCCAUCAUAUAAUAAUGGAGAACAUUCUGUACGGGAAGUCGAGCUGCAGCAAGGCCCAACAGAAGCGAUGGGAGACAUAUGACCUCAAGCCCAAUGACUACUUCUACCCAGAACGUGACGUGGCUAACGGGCGCCUGGCCCCCGAGAGCGUCAAGGAGCGCCUCAUUGAUGAAUUCGAAGACAAGAUCCGAGUGACUAUCGAUCAGAAAGAGGAGCUUGUUGCGCAGCUAUCCAGGGAUUCUAAGAUCUUACAAGGCAAUAAUGCGGUUGACUACUCGCUAUUCCUCGUCCGCUAUCCCGCCGACCUGAACUCUGGUGAUGUGCCGCCGCCCCCUGGUCGAGGAUCUACAUGGCGCACAGGUGUCGUAUCGCGCGACGGCAAGUGGGUUUACCGGGCCAUCGUACUCGACUUCUUCUGGGCGAAAGACGCACUCCAGGCCCAGACGAUGACGGGACUUGUCAAACUCUUCAACACGUUAAAGUUUGGAAAAGACCAUGGCCCGAUGAGCAUUACGACGACGAGCGAUGAAUAUAGACAAAGAUUCCUGGGAAUGGUGGAGGACAUGGUCGAGGUACCAGACAGCGCUGGCAGACCAGCAGGGGAGAUACGCAGCCUUGCAUCGGUAGCUGCUGACCAAGUGUAG
Molecule: messenger RNA, 1128 nt
Organism: Alternaria ethzedia
Lineage: Eukaryota; Fungi; Ascomycota; Dothideomycetes; Pleosporales; Pleosporaceae
Exons: 2
Coding region: 1-1128 (375 amino acids)
Biological process (GO): phosphatidylinositol metabolic process
Molecular function (GO): phosphatidylinositol kinase activity
Source: RefSeq, a predicted model, not a curated record